Molecule: messenger RNA, 1898 nt
Organism: Cyclopterus lumpus (lumpfish)
Lineage: Eukaryota; Metazoa; Chordata; Actinopteri; Perciformes; Cyclopteridae
Gene: f2rl2
Product: coagulation factor II (thrombin) receptor-like 2
Exons: 2
Coding region: 212-1324 (370 amino acids)
Biological process (GO): phospholipase C-activating G protein-coupled receptor signaling pathway; thrombin-activated receptor signaling pathway; blood coagulation
Cellular component (GO): membrane
Molecular function (GO): thrombin-activated receptor activity
Source: RefSeq, a predicted model, not a curated record
ACAAACAGGCGAGCGCCCCACAUACAGUACACAAGCAGGAAGCCAGGCUUGAGAACACACCAUUAUAAGUUCUACUGUUGCGCCGAAGAGAUGCAAAACAGCAAAUGUCACCGGUGGAGAACUCCUACAUUUACUGGAAAGAAGCAACAACGAGCACGGUGAAGACAAGAAAGCUUCAAAUCUCUGGCAUAUAGACGAGAGAGAGUGAGUAAUGGCCGACCUUGUGCCAGGACUACUCAUUUGUUUAAUGGCUGUGCAAACCAUUCAGCAUGACGGAAAUAGAACCCGGACCCAAACCAUUAUUCCACCUGGUGCAAUACCAAAAACCUUCAAGGGGAGGGAGUACAAACUUAACCACACCAACCAGCUGCCAGCCCUACAUCCCAGCACAAACCCUCAGCUGGAUGUGAACUUGGAGGACCCAGUGACCGCCUUUAUCAGAGGGGUCCUCAGUACCAAGGUCAUUCCUUCAUCAUACGUCCUGGCCAUGCUGGUGGGUGUCCCCUCCAACGCCUACAUUCUGACCUUCCUCAGACUCAGAGCGAAGUCCUUGUCCACAUUAGUUCUAUACCUGAACCUGGCCCUGUCCGACCUGCUGCUGCUGCUGUCCCUGGCGCUGCGUGUUCACUACCACUUCAACGGGAACAACUGGAUAUUUGGGGAAAUCUCCUGCCGGCUUAUCACAGCCUUGUUUUAUGGUAAUGUUUAUAGUUCAGCACAAACUAUAGCAUGCAUCAGUCUAAAGCGCUACCUGGCUGUGGUCCGGCCGUUUUUGUACAGGCGGUUGGCUAAGACUACCAUGGCAGUGUGGACGUGCUUGGUUGUAUGGUUCCUGUUCGGGGCUGCGAUUGUGCCCGAGCUCCUAGUCAGGCAGAGCUACCAGGUCAUCCAGCUGGGGGUAACCACCUGCCAUGAUGUACUUCCCCUCGAAGAAAAGUCACAUUCCUUGCUGGUACCAUACAGGCUGAUGCUGAUUUGUCUGGGUUUCAUUGUGCCCUUUCUGAUUUGUAUCUAUGCCCAUGUGGCAGUGGUAUACCACCUCGGGCAAUCUCGUUGUGACUGGAAACCAUUCAUAAGGGUCAGCACUCUAGUUUUCAUCAUCUUCGUGGUGUGUUUCUUGCCUAGCGGCAUCCUGCAUAUCGCCCACUACAUCCGCCUGUUUUCCAGUGGGGACGACAGACUGUAUGGAUACUACAGAGUAGCGGUGUGUCUCUGCUGCUUCCACAGUUGUCUGGAUCCCUUCCUGUGUAUCCUCAUUUCCAAGAUGGGAGCCUCAGAACUACAGUUUAUCUCCCUCCGCGGGAUAUCUCAGAGGCCGACGUGAGCCUUGAUGUGUGCACAGAAAAAGCUUCUCCUUGCUGGACCAUUGUUGUGAACCAGCAGGGAAGCACAAACCCAGAAACCAAGAUGAUGAAGUCAAGACACUGAAUUCAACAGGGCAAUACUGUAAUCUCUGUUGGGUCUAAAACACUAAUAUUUGUGAAGUUUUAGGAAUAUUAGGAUCAGGAAGGGAACAUUUACACUGUGAAUCCAAUACAAGCCUAUUGUGUCAACACAGCUAAAUCCCAAAUUGGGUGCUUGAUGACACACAAUUGUCAACAAUAAUCUUUUCUCUUUGCCAUGUUAAAAGAUCAACAUUUAGCUAUUCACAUUCAUAAUGAUGCAGAAAUGAAAAUUGGAGCCAUGUCAGGGAAGAAAGGCUGCUGUGCAAAUCCAACAAAACUAAUGAUUAGAAGGAGAUUAGGUUAUGAAAUGUAAUGACACCACCGGUUUAUCCAGUCAUAAAGGCUUUUUUUAUGUUAUAUUUUGCACUUUGAGGAAAUAGGAGGAGGAACAACACCUUAUUUUUCAAUGAAUGUUAUAUACAUUAACCGAAAAAUAGUCACAAUACCUGGCAG